GAACGUCAGUUUGCUCCUUCCAAUUUGAUAUUGUUCUUGCUUCUUGCGUUUCACUUUUCCUUGUGUGCCUAUCUGGGAAUUCCAUCGAUGAAAAUUUUUUCUCGCAAAUAAUUUUUACUGUAAUAGCCAAAUUUCUUGUUAUCUUCGCGAAAACAGACAACGGAUAAAGCAUUAAACGGAUAGCGCAAUACAAACUGUAGCGCACGCUAUAACAAUGUCUAGCAAAGGACAGGACACAGUCGACAGCUGGGAAGAAAUCGACGAAGAUCGGUUGGCUUCCCGGUUGAGUAAAUUAUCUAGUGAUGAUACCGUGCGGUCUGGUGAACUAUUAACACCGAAUGUAGCUAGCGGGAACGGAAAAGCAGGAUCAUCCGCAAACAGUUUAUCUGGGAUGCUGGACGAAGAACUUCGUCCACGAAUGAUACUGCAAAGACCUCAGAUGCAAAUAUUAAAGCGACCACAAUCUAUUGUGCAGGAGGAAAAUGUAACCAUUGAUUCUAAGCCCAAGACCAAUAUUAAGUCGUUGGAUCAACGUAAACAAGAGUAUGCAAAAGCACGUUUGCGUAUUCUUGGUUCGGCCCACGAUGAAGAGGAACAACAGCAGAAACAGCCGGUAGAAUUAUCUAAAAAAAGCAACACAAAUGUAAACGGUUUGCGAAUAAAUAACAAUAGUUCUGGUAAUAGCAAUGUCGGUGGAACUGUGAGACCCGACCGUCCACAAAGCUCGUUUCGACCUGUGCCAGGCAACUUUCAUAUGCCGCUGCAUCCCGGUGCCUAUUACCAACCACAUUCUGCUGUCACUAGGUGUCAGCUUCCGCCAGAACCACCGAGUAACCAUCACUAUUAUCAGCAUCAAGGGCCGCCUCCUCAACCUGGUGGAUAUGCCUUUCCACAUCACCACCAACAGCUACAACAGCAGGCUCAUCAGCAUCAAAAGCAGCUGAUGUCAUUUGUUGGCAUGUCCCCACAAUCUUCUGGUCCUGCUAGUAGCUAUCAUCAACAAAUGGCUGGAUACAAUGCCCUCGGAGGAAUUAGUAGCAAUAACAAUGUUCUGAGAAUGCCUGCUGGCCCGGACGGCUCUCAUGGAUUCACAAUGCGGCGGUAGCUAGAUUACUAAAAUGGGAUGCGUAAUAAUAAAAUAUACCUUCAUUUACUGACUUUUCCUCAA
Messenger RNA from Wyeomyia smithii (pitcher-plant mosquito), 1168 nucleotides. Its product is annotated as SUZ domain-containing protein 1. NCBI's taxonomy places the organism in Eukaryota, Metazoa, Arthropoda, Insecta, Diptera, Culicidae. Bases 215 to 1105 code for a protein of 296 amino acids. The transcript is spliced from 3 exons. The record is from RefSeq and is a predicted model, not a curated record.